Molecule: messenger RNA, 1698 nt
Organism: Rhea pennata
Lineage: Eukaryota; Metazoa; Chordata; Aves; Rheiformes; Rheidae
Gene: EXOSC6
Product: exosome component 6
Exons: 1
Coding region: 29-844 (271 amino acids)
Biological process (GO): rRNA catabolic process; poly(A)-dependent snoRNA 3'-end processing; U4 snRNA 3'-end processing
Cellular component (GO): nucleolus; cytoplasmic exosome (RNase complex); nuclear exosome (RNase complex)
Source: RefSeq, a predicted model, not a curated record
CUUCCCUCGCGGGGCGGCCGGCCGGAGGAUGCCGCUGGAUCACCGCCGCCUGCGGGGCCCCGAGGAGUCGCAGCCGCCGGAGGUGUGGGCGGCGGCGGCGGCGGAGGAGGAGGAGGAGGAGGAGGUGCGGGACCCAUGCGCCUUGCGGCCGCUGUUCGCGCGCGCAGGGCUGCUGAGCCAGGCCGAGGGCUCGGCCUACGUGGAGCUGGCGAGCGGCACCAAGGUGCUGUGCGCCGCCUGGGGCCCGCGCGAGGCGGCGGCGGCGGCGGAGCCGGGCGGCGCGGCGGCGGCGGCGGGGCGGUUAGUGUGCGAGUUCCGGCGCGCGCCCUUCGCCGGGCGCGGGCGGCGGGCGGCGGCGCGCGAGGCGGCGGCGGAGCGCGAGGCGGCGGCGGCGCUGCGCGAGGCGCUGGAGCCGGCGGUGCGGCUGGCGCGUUACCCGCGCGCGCGCCUCGCCGUCAGCGCGCUGCUGCUGCAGGACGGCGGCUCCGCCCUGGCCGCCGCCGUCAGCGCCGCCGCGCUGGCGCUCGCCGACGCCGGCGUGGAGAUGUACGACCUGGCGGUGGGCUGCGCCCUGUGCCGGCCGCCCGGCCCCGCCGCCGCCGCCUCCUGGCUCCUGCAGCCCAGUGAGGCCGAGGAGCGCCGCGCCGCUGCCCUCCUCACCGUGGCCCUGCUGCCCUCCCUCAACCAGGUGUCGGGGCUGCUGGGCUGCGGCCAGGGCGGCCCCCCUGACAGCUGGGCCCAGGCCCUGCGCCUCGGCCUCGAUGGCUGCCACCGCCUCUACCCCGUGCUGCGGCAGAGCCUCCUGCGCGCUGCUCGGCGCCGUGCCACCCCCUCCACUGCCUGAGCCGGCCUGAAGGGCCCCCUCUGCUGCCGCAGGCCCCAGAGGCCAGCAGAGCGGCCUUGUACUGCUAGAGCCCCCGGAUUUGUCCCCCUGCACUGCCAGAAGCCUCUCCGGAGCAGCCCCCCGCUGCCCGAGCCCACUGGAGCCCAGCCGAGCAGCCGCCUGCACUGCCAGAGACCCCAGAGCCUUCCUGAGCAGCCCCUCGCAGCACCGCAGACCUCCCAGAGCACCCCAGCUCCUGCCUGAGCAGCCUGUCCAUAUUGUUAGAGGCCCCCCCCACCUUGAGCGGUCUUCACACCACCUAAGCCCCCCCAAAGCAGCCACCCACACACACACACAUUGCCUGAGCUGCUGCAGAGUGGACCCCACAUCACCUCAGCUGCCAGAGCCUGCCUGUGCCCCCUUCCCCCCCCCCACACCACUGGAGUGCUCCUGGACCCCCCCCCCCAAGGGACUGCCCACACUGCUGAGAUCAGCUGCUUUAACUACUGGAUCCCCCCAAGAGCAUCCUCGCACCUGCUGGAGCCCCCCAGUCAGCCACCCGUGUUGCGGGAGCCCACCAGAGUCUACUAGGCCACCCUGGACUCACCAAGGCCCAAAGCUUGGCGGUGGCCCUGGUGCCAAGGAUGAGACUGCCAUGUCCAGCCUGUCCAUUACCAACACCCCACCACAACCAUUCACACAACAGGACUCGAGCAGCCCUGGCAGGAACCAUCUAUCACUACAGCCUGUGCGUUGCUUGGACUUUACAAGAGACUUGCCUGGACAGUGCUUCGGGGUGGUGGAGAGACAUGUUUUGGCUGUUUUUUGUUUUUUGUUUUUUUUAAUAUAUAUAAUAAACCCAGCUUUUCUGAUGA